GCAGCGCUCCAGCUUCCUGCCCAGCUACAUCAUCGACGUGCGGGAGCUGGACGAGAAGCUCCUCAACAUCAUCGACCUCCAGUUCCUCCAUGGCUACUACGAGCCCACCCUCCUCAUCCUCUACGAGCCCAACCAGACCUGGCCUGGGCGCGUGGCGGUGCGGCAGGAUACGUGCAGCAUCGUUGCCAUCUCGCUCAACAUCCUGCAGCGGGUGCACCCGGUCAUCUGGUCCCUCAGCAACCUGCCCUUCGACUGCACCCAGGCGCUGGCCGUGCCCAAGCCAAUCGGGGGGGUCGUCAUCUUCGCUGUCAAUUCCCUGCUCUACCUCAACCAGAGCGUCCCCCCCUAUGGGGUGGCCCUCAACAGCCUCACCAACGGCACCACCGUCUUCCCCCUGCGCAUUCAGGAGGGGGUGAAGAUGACGCUGGACUGCGCCCAGGCCACCUUCAUCUCCUACGACAAGAUGGUCAUCUCGCUCAAGGGAGGGGAGAUCUAUGUGCUCACCCUGAUCACGGACGGGAUGAGGAGCGUCCGCUCCUUCCACUUCGACAAAGCGGCCGCCAGCGUCCUCACCACCUGCAUGGUGACUCUGGAGCCGGGCUUCCUGUUCCUUGGCUCCCGCCUGGGCAAUUCCCUGCUCCUCAAGUACACGGAGAAGCUCCAGGAGGCUCCGGCCAAAGAGGCCCCAGAGCGAGCG
Pezoporus occidentalis (night parrot) is the source of this 697-nucleotide messenger RNA. Its product is annotated as cleavage and polyadenylation specificity factor subunit 1-like. The transcript has 6 exons. Gene Ontology annotation, molecular function: protein binding. The annotation marks the transcript as partial. Lineage: Eukaryota; Metazoa; Chordata; Aves; Psittaciformes; Psittacidae. The record is from RefSeq and is a predicted model, not a curated record. Gene Ontology annotation, cellular component: mRNA cleavage and polyadenylation specificity factor complex; nucleus.